CAAGAGCGAGUCUGACUCAGAAGAACAGCAGAGAUUCACGCAGGUAAAGUGACCUCAUUGACCCAGGAAUCAUCGUUCUUCUAAAACUGAACAAGAACCGUGAGAGACCUUGGAAAAGGAGAGAGGAGCACGUGGCUUUACCUCAAAUUUUGGAGGUCUCAGAGGCAGAGGGAGUUGGAGAGGAGCACAGGACAGAAGACGAUCACAAAGCUGUCAAGGAAGAGAGCUGGCAGUUGGAAGAGGACGUGCUGGUGGAGAAAGAGGGUAUCCGUUAAUGGAAGGAGCGGUUGGAGGGGAACGUGGGUGGAAUUUGGGAGGACUCAGAGGGAAUGAGGCGAGAAGGAGAGGUUGGAGAGGACAUACGUCAGGUGACAGAAGAGGUGGUGGAGGUGAAAGGCUAGGUAGAAAUGGAGAACGUCAGCGUCCUCAACUGGGCUGGAGAGGACAUAUGUCAGGUGACAGAAGAGGUGGUGGAGGUGAAAGGCUAGGUAGAAAUGGAGAACGCCAGCGUCCUCAACUGGGCUGGAGAGGACAUACGUCAGGUGACAGAAGAGGUGGUGGAAGUGAAAGGCAAAGCACAAACGGAGAACGUCAGGGUCCUCAACUGGGCUGGAGAGGACAUACGUCAGGUGACAGAAGAGGUGGUGGAAGUGAAAGGCAAAGCACAAACGGAGAACGUCAGGGUCCGCAACUGGGCUUCAAAACCCUGCAGGAUAUUUCUAAACAGGAACCGUCGGUGGUGGCCAUCACCCUCUCCUUGCACCCCGCCAUGCCCGAUUUACUGAAGGAAACCAAUAUGGAGAAGAACCGGGUGGAGCUCCUCUGUUUGGUGCUCAGUAAAGCAUUCACGGCUAAAAACAACAGAAGCACCGUGCAGCACCUGGCCCGUCUCUUAAAAGAUUCAGGCUUCUUUCGCACCACCCUGCCGCACUACCUGGCCGGCAUGUGGUCAGAGCUCAAUCCGGUCCGCAGGAAACAGGAGCUGGAAAACAUUGUGGUGAUUCUCACGCAGGUCCUCACCAUCUUCCCCGCUAGCUCUGUGGAAGCAGUGGGUUUGCUUCUGACACUGCUCCAAGCCUCCAUGAACAAAUUGCAAACAGCAGGAGUUAAUAUCCCUGCUCAGGUGGCAGAAAGCGUAGAAAAGCUUGAGAAUCUGGUGAAGCACGUCCAGGACCGGUCUUGUGAAGGAACUCUCCACCCGGGCAGGGACACCUACAGUCUCCUACACAGUGAUGUUCCAGGCGAAGAGGAGGAGCAGCCGAUUUUUAGGAACCUUCCCAUUUUCCCAACUCCUGAAGAGUUGGAGGAGGAGAGUAGGCCCUCUCUUAGAUCCAACAUCAUCUCAAAGCGGUACACCAACACUCUCAUCUACCUGGACACGCACUUCAGGCUCAUGAGAGAGGACUUGUUGCGGGGUCUUCGUGAAGGGAUUCAACUGUUGCGUCAGAAACGGAUGGAACUGGAUGAUACAGAGCUAAAGAAAAAGCGCUUUGACGAUAUCCUUGUGUAUUUUGACGUCAAAAUCGGGCUGCCCCAUUGCAUACGGACCAAUCUUGCCUACGGCAUCCAGUUUGAUGUACAGCCACUUAAGUCUGUGCGCUGGGAGAACUCCAAGAGAUUGCUGUACGGUUCUCUGGUCUGCCUGUCCAGUGAUAAUUUUGAGAGCUUCCUGUAUGCCACAGUGGUGGACCGGGACCCCAAGCAAGUUGAGAAAGGAAAGAUCCUGAUUGCGUUCACUGACGAGAGCAGAUUAAAGCUGACAGGAAUAGAGAAAGACCAGGUGUUUGUGAUGGUUGAGACCCCCGCCUACUUCGAGGCCUAUCGUCAUGUUCUAGAGGGCCUGCAAGAACAAAAUGAAAACGACAUGCCCUUUCAGAGGUAUAUCGUGGAGUGUAACACAGACGUGCAUCCACCGGCGUAUUUGCAAGAAAACGACCUUUAUAACCUAACAUCUAUCACUCUACGCGAGUUGCGAUUGCCACCCUUUCACAUCCUGAAGGAAGAAGCCUGGCCCAGGCAGACGGUGCUGGGCUUGAAUGAGUCUCAGAUGCAAGCCCUCCGACUUGCCCUCACUAAGGAGCUGGCCAUCAUACAAGGACCCCCUGGCACUGGAAAAACCCAUGUUGGCCUAAAGAUAGCGCAUGCUCUUCUGGACAAUCGAGAACAUUGGAAUAAUUCGCAGAUGCUGGUGGUGUGUUUUACCAACCACGCCUUGGACCAGUUCCUUGAGGGGAUCCUUAAAUUUCUUCCAAAUGGCAUCGUGCGUGUGGGCGGCCGCAGCAACAGCGAGCUUCUAAAGAGAUUCAAUAUAAAAGAGUUGACCAGUGGGCCGUCGAGCAAAAUGCCUUUGUACCUGCGCAAUGCAUUCAGAGAUAUCUACUUGGAGAUGGAUAAACUAAAGGAAACGAUCCAAUAUCAAAACAGCAGACUCCAGUGCUCUCUGGAAGGUAUCCUGGCUGACUCUAUCCUUGAGAACAUCAUUUCCCAAAACCACUGGGACAGUCUGCACCAACACCUUGGUUACCGGAAAGGGAAUCUCAAGUCAAGUGUGAUACUGGAGUGGUUGGGCUUGCACUCCACUGGCAUCCUGCAGAUGGAGACAGAGGACACAGAUGGAGAUGGAUUCUUAGGUGCAGCAACAGGGGACGAAAUGGUGCUGUGGCAGCAGGACCUCAUCCAUAUCGUAGAGGAGGCCGAAAUGAUCCAGGCCGAUCGCAUCAUUGACGACAACACUGACCUCAAACGCGGAAAAAACAUGGCAUACUCAGAGUGGCACUUCAGAAACAUGCAGGAAUCGAUGUUGGCUAUGAACCUGGAACAGGACAAAGGAGAGCCUGAGCAGCCUGAGGAAGAAUGGAUGUAUCAACGGCAACAGAAGCGUAAAAUGAUUAAUAAAAUGAAGAGAGAGCUUUCCAAGUCAGAAACUAUGAGCGAAGAGGAGGAAAAGAACGUUCUGCACAUUUGGGCCCUCAGUAUGCAGGAUCGAUGGAGACUUUAUCGGCUGUGGGUGGUACGCUACAGAGCUGAUAUCCGUACCGGCACUGUACCGUUGGAAGAUGAAUACCAGCAGGCGGUGGACAGAUACAACGAAUUGAAACAUGAGCAGACCCGCUUCAUCCUGCAGCGUGCCAAGGUAAUCGGCAUGACCACGACAGGGGCGUCCAAGUUCCGCAAGGUUCUGCAGGAGGUGCGCCCGAGAGUGGUGAUUGUGGAAGAGGCUGCAGAAGUUCUGGAGGCCCACAUCAUCACGACACUCAGUCAAGCAUGCCAGCAUCUCAUCCUCAUCGGAGACCACCAGCAGCUGCGUCCCACUUCCACAGUAUAUGACCUGGAGAAGAACUACAAAAUGGGGGUGUCCAUGUUUGAGAGGCUGGUGGGGAUGAGACUACCUUUUGUCCGACUCAACCAACAGCAUCGCAUGAGGCCGGAGAUUGCCCGCCUGCUGACUCCAAAUAUUUAUUCCGAUCUGGAAAACCAUCCCUCUGUGUUGAACUUUGACGACAUCAGGGGCCUCAAUACAAAUGUGUUCUUUGUGGAACACAAUGAACUGGAAACACAGUUCAAGGAGGAUCGUAGCCACCAGAACCUCCACGAAGCCCAGUUUGUAGUUGCUUUUUGCCGCUAUCUUCUCCUCCAGGAGUACAAGCCAGAGCAGAUUACCAUUCUGACAACCUACACAGCCCAGCUCCACUGCCUGCACAAACUCAUGCCUGGCAAUCUGUUUAAAGGUGUCAGAGUCCAUGUGGUGGACAAGUACCAAGGAGAAGAAAAUGACAUUGUCCUGUUGUCUUUGGUGCGCAGCAACACCCAAGGUAAAGUUGGCUUCUUGAACAUCUCCAAUCGUGUUUGCGUCGCCUUGUCCAGGGCCAAGAAAGGUCUCUACUGCAUGGGCAACAGUGAGAUGCUGGGAAAAGUGCAGCUGUGGAAAAACACCUUCCGAACCUUGAAGGAGAAGGAUCAGAUCGGGAGGGCGCUAACUCUUUGCUGUCAGAAUCACGCAGAAAGUAAGAUUGAAGCCUCUUGUGCUGACGAUUUCAAGCAAGCCCCAGAGGGAGGCUGCACCAAACCUUGUGAGUUCCGUUUGGACUGCGGCCAUGUGUGCGAGAGUGUCUGCCACCCUUACGACAAAGAGCACCAGAAAUACCAGUGUCUCAAGAAUUGUGAGAGGAUUCUAUGUCCUUUGGGACACAAGUGCUCACUUAAAUGCUUUGCAGAUUGUCCAAAAGACUGUCCAAUCAGGAUUGAAAAGAUUAUACCCAAGUGCCAGCACAAGCAAAUGGUUCCCUGUCACCAGGACCCAGAGGAAUUUAUUUGCAAAGUUCCUUGCCAGAAAACGCUUCUGUGUGGGCAUCGGUGUGAUUCGAUGUGCGGGAUUCCCUGCACCAGCAAGUGCAUGGUCAAAGUCAUGCUACAACUAAGCUGCGGUCACAACCAGCUAGGAGCUUGUUUUCACAAAACGAUGAAGCAUGCCAAGGAGCCACUGUGUAUGACAUCGUGCGGGCAGCAACUCAAAUGCAACCAUGCCUGUCGUGGAACUUGCGGCCAGUGUAACAAUGGCCGGUUCCACUUAUCUUGCAAUCAUCGGUGCAAGCGUCUUCUUAUCUGUUCCCACGAGUGCACUGAACCCUGCACCAGCAGCUGCCCCCCCUGUGAUAAGCCGUGCGAGAACUGCUGCGUUCACAGCAAGUGCAUGAACAAGUGUGGACAGCACUGUGCUCCUUGCAAUGAGCCCUGUGCUUGGCAAUGCGUCCACCAAAGCUGCAGUAAGCUAUGCCACGAGCCGUGCGAUCGGCCGCCAUGCGACCAACCCUGCACCCUGACCCUGACUUGCGGUCACCCGUGCAUUGGCCUGUGCGGGGAAAAAUGCCCAAGCAAAUGCCGCAUCUGUCAUGAAGACAAGGUCACCGAGAUUUUCUUCGGCACAGAGGAUGACCCCAAGGCUUGCUUCCUCCAGCUGGAGGACUGUGGCCACAUCGUUGAACACACGUCCAUGGAUACAUACAUGGCGAUAGAUGAUGAACCCCAAGCCAGUGAAGGGCAGCUGGCCAUAAAGCUGAAAGAAUGUCCAAAGUGUCGGACUCCGAUCCGCAAGAACCUACGCUAUGGAUCUCAUAUCAACAGAAGUCUUGCAGCGAUAGAGAUGGUGAAGACAAAAAUAAGGGGAUCUCAGGGCAGCAUAAAUUUACAGAGAUUGGAGCUUCUGGACACUCUAGGGAGCUAUAAGAUAAACUCAGAUAAAGACAUGAAAAUAAAAAAAAUUCUGCGCAGCAAGGACCUUACGGCCAAUGACUUAUGGGUCAUCCAAAACAAUCUGAACUUUAUUGACAGAAUUGAAAAACUACUAUCAAUAGUCAGGCAGAAUACCACAUUGACCAACAUUUGCGAGUUUCAGAAGAGUAUAAACAACUUCCUGCUCUGGAACGACCAAUUCUCUCAAAAAUUCACAGAGCAGCAGAUGUUUGACAUGCAAAGGGAGCUGCAGAGGCUCACGCUGAGGGCCGAACUCAUCGUCCUUUGCAGCAGGGCGGAGAAAAAAGGGAAACAUAGCCUUAUCGAAAGUGAGACACAAAUAAUGAAAGAGACACUGGGAAAGAAUGGCCAGUUCACCGAGCAGGAUGGAAAAAGACUGAAAGACGUCAUUGAGGAAAUGAAGCAAAAGGUGUCUGUCACAGGUUUGGACAUCAGUGAGGAGGAGAAAAAAAUGAUCGUCACGGCCAUGAAAUUGCAACCUGGACACUGGUACAAAUGCCCCAACGGCCAUGUCUACGUUAUCACCGAGUGCGGGGGUGCUAUGGAGUCCCGACAAUGCCCUGACUGCAAGGCCACCAUCGGCGGGAGCUCUCAUAGGCUGGCCGACGGCAAUCAGGUGGCGUCGGAAAUGGACGGGGCCCAGCACGCAGCGUGGUCCGAGGCCAACAACCUCAUUAACUUUGAAGAUCUUCACCUAUAGGCAAGGCUAACUAGCAGUUACACAUAUGGUUAAAUGUCUUGGCGUGCUAGAUUCAUUCUGAAGUAGAUUUUUGUCUUGUCUUCAACCCAAUAGCUCGCCUCAUCACUUGUUGCAAGGCAGAAUUUGUGGAGACCAAUCAUCUAUGCCCUAUUACCCAUUUGGAAAAAAAAAGGACUUUGUGGAGACCAAUCAUCUAUGUCCUAUUACCCAUUUGGAAAAAAAAAAAGGACUAAUACCAGCCGCUCCCACUUCGCAGUUUGAAUGGCAAACUGGAGGAUGACUACCAGGCUCAUAAACAAAGCAGCAAAACAGCACCGUCAAUUCAUAAAUCCUUCUUACAGAAAAAAAACUGCGAGCAAUAAAAAAUAAUACAGAAUUUGUUAAAACGAAAUCAAAUUUUUUUUUUUUUUUAAACCUUUUAACCGUUUAGAGGGGAACUGCACAUUUUUUUGUGUGCAAUUUUGCCUAUCAUUUACAAUCAUUUAGAAAGACAUGACGGAUGUCAUUUUUUUUGCAUUCUAAGUAUUAAAUAAAUGCAAUUGAAAGCCUGCUUACAAUGGAGCCUAUGGGAGCCGCGCAAUUCCACCUACAAAGCCUGUACAAAACAUCCAAACAUCUCCAUUGAGGUUUUGCAUACAUAAUGUAAGUAUAUAUUUAAUGUAGUAAUGAGCACAUUUAUAGUAACAUUUAAAAAUGUACGUAUUUUGAUCAUUUUAAGCAUACGCGGCGCAUUAGUGACAAAAACGCAUCACGUCUGUUUUUUUUUCUUCACGCACUUCACUUUAUGAAAGACAGCAAACAUAAUAACACAUCACUUACUGUACAAGGUCUGCCGUCAUUAGGAUGCCAACUACUAGGAUGUUCAUACAUUCCCAUUUCGAUUAAAAAUGACUCAUAUUUUGUGUCGUCCUCGCCAGUUUCGGGUCCUUGUCGGAAUACAUACUCAGACUUCUUCUGUGCCGGUGAGAUGCAUGACUUAUGAUCUAGAAUAAACUUACAGGGGGCGAAGAAGCGAUGUAAACAUAGGCACACAAGCUUGUGAUCACGGCCCCGCAAUAAAUAGUUUGUCUGCAUUAGCGCUCAUAAUAACAAUAUCAUGAAUACUUGGUUAAUAAUCAAGUCACAAAAUGUAAAUGGAGUAUUGUUGGUGCUUUUUGAAUGGUUAUUUAUUGGAUUUUAUGGGCCAAAUAGUUGAGCUCCCAUUGGCUCCGCUUUAAGCGGACUUUCUACGUUUAGUCAAUAUUUAGAAUACAUUAAAAAAAUCCAUUCGUCAUCAUCCAUCCAUCCAUCCAUUUUCUACCGCUUAUUCCCUUCGCCCGAUUGUAGCUGAGAUAGGCUCCAUUCGUCAUCAUGUUUUUCAUAAUGAUUGAACGAUAGGCAAAAUUCCCAAAAAAGUGCAGUCCCUCUUUAAAUUCCAGGUUUUUGUCAGUAUGCCACGAAUAAGCGGAAACUAUGAAUUUUUGUAACUAUACUACAUGCAAAAUAAGCCUUUUGUUUAGAAUUACUAUUGUAGCCUGGGGAUAUAUUACUGUGUUUGUGUGUGUGUGUGUAAAAUGCAUUCUGUUGACCGCACAAAAUGCUAAACAAGUAUUAUUUUCCAGCUUUUAUAAGCAUCAUUUUUAAACCAUUAUCAUCCCUUACACUAUUUGUUUUGAAGCUUAAACUAUUUUAAUCCCUUAUUCCAUCCAUCCAUCCUGAAUAAGAUACAUGUAUUGAGCUUUCAUGGAAGUGGGUUGAAAAAAACCAACUCGGAUUUUAUUGUCAGACUUUUUUUUGUGUGUUCCUCACUGUGUAUUUUAGACUUAUCGUACACAAUUUUCAUGGAAAAAAGUACAGUAGUAUAGUUGUAGUGCAUAGGUAGUAGUAGUCAUAGUAGUCUAUAAUAGAAUCAUGAAAUCUUUGUUGGAAAUAAAGAUUGGUAGGGUAUGUUGUAAGCACUUUGUUUCACACUGUGUCUUUAAAUCACUGCCAGAGCUAAUAUUUACAAGCAUUAACAAAAAAUGUGUGUCACUCAUUAAGAAACUGCAUGUGUACUAUAUAGCUCAGCAAAAUAAACA
This is a messenger RNA of Entelurus aequoreus (snake pipefish), 8007 nucleotides long. RefSeq names its product zinc finger, NFX1-type containing 1 (gene znfx1). Bases 275 to 5950 code for a protein of 1891 amino acids. Gene Ontology annotation, biological process: regulatory ncRNA-mediated heterochromatin formation. Gene Ontology annotation, cellular component: nuclear RNA-directed RNA polymerase complex; nucleus. The transcript is spliced from 19 exons. The record is from RefSeq and is a predicted model, not a curated record. NCBI's taxonomy places the organism in Eukaryota, Metazoa, Chordata, Actinopteri, Syngnathiformes, Syngnathidae. Gene Ontology annotation, molecular function: zinc ion binding; helicase activity.